UCAUGUUGCAACGUUUGGAUGAGGUGAGUUGAAAGUUCACACUUCAUUCACUUCCAGCUGGCUUUGCCUUCGAGCAACAUGUUCUUCUUGUUGAUCUGUGCCGCCUUUGCGCUUAGCCUUUUAUUGGGCUUCGUUUACCUCUACCAGGACAUCAAACAUAUCUUAACAAAAGUGAAAAUAGGUCGCAGGGUCUUCCAGUACAUGCAGAGGAACUACACUCUUCUGGACCACUUUUUGGAGAUGGCCAAGACUCAGCCACACAAGCCGCUGAUUCUCUUCAAAGAUGACAUCUUCACCUACCAGGACGUGGAUCGGCUCAGCAGCCAGGCCGCCAGAGUCUUGCUGCACAGCGGCGUCGUGCGACCAGGCGACACGGUGGCUUUGUUCGUGGGGAACGAGCCCAUGUUUGUGUGGACCUGGUUGGCUCUCUUCAAGCUGGGAUGUUCAGCCGCUUUGCUCAACUCCAACAUCAGGUCCAAGUCUCUGCUGCACUGCUUCGAGUGCAGCGGGGCUAAAGUCCUGCUGGUGGCUCAAGACUUGCAGAGUGCAGUGGAGGAGGUGCAGCCAGAGCUCCGGGAGCAGCAGGUGUCCGUAUUGAUUAUGGGGGACGCAUGUACAACUGAAGGUGGGCUCAGCUUCACAGACAAGAUGAGGCAGAUGUCCUCUGAGCCUCUGGACGAAGACCUAAGAUCACAUGUAACGCUGCAGGAUCCUGCAGUGUACGUGUACACAUCAGGGACUACAGGUCUCCCCAAAGCAGCCCUGCUCACUCAUUCCAAACUGUGGGGCAUGACGAUGAUCCUCCGAUCCACCGGGUUGAGCCCCAAUAAUGUGAUUUACAUCAGCCUUCCUCUGUAUCACACGUCUGGGCUGGUUGGAUUCGCAGCAGCCAUUGAGAUGGGUAUCACAGUCGCCCUGAGGAAUAAAUUUUCUGCAUCUCAGUUCUGGGACGACUGCAGAAGAUACAACGUGACCGUCAUCCAGUACAUCGGUGAAAUUAUGCGUUACGUCUGCAAUACGCCAAAGAAACCCAACGAGCAAAACCACAACGUGAAACUGGCAAUUGGAAAUGGAAUCAGAGCAAAUGUUUGGAGAGAUUUCCAAAUGCGCUUUGGGAACAUUCGGAUUGUGGAGCUUUAUGGAGCAACAGAAGGGAACUUCUUUUUGAUGAAUUACAGCGGAAAGAUGGGAGCAGUCGGACGGGCGAGCUUCCUGUACAAGUGGUGUUUUCCCUUCGCUCUGAUCAAGUAUGACGUCGACAAGGGAGAACCUGUGAGGGAUUCUUCUGGUCUCUGCAUCCAGGUUCCCAAAGGCGAGCCGGGACUUCUGGUGUCGGAAAUCUCUGCGAGAGCUCCAUUUCUCGGCUAUGCCGGAGACCUGCAGCAGACUGAGAAGAAGAAGCUUCACCACGUCUUAAAGAAAGGAGACGUGUUCUUCAACACGGGCGACCUGAUGCUCGUCGACCGAGAUGGCUUCAUUUACUUCCACGAUCGAGUGGGUGACACCUUCAGAUGGAAGGGAGAGAAUGUUUCGACCAAUGAGGUGGCAGACGUCCUCACCCGGGCUGACUGCAUCGCUGAGGCCAACGUGUACGGUGUGGAAGUUCCAGGCAACGAGGGCAGAGUAGGAAUGGCUGCUGUCGCUCUCAAAGACGGACAAACAUUUGAUUGUGUCGGCUUGUUCAAGCACCUGGAAAGCUUCUUGCCGGCCUAUGCCAGGCCACGUUUCAUCAGGAUUCAGAGCUCCUUGGAUGUCACCGUCACAUUCAAGACGGUGAAGACCAAACUGGUCAAGGAAGGCUUCGACCCCACGACCAUUAAAGACCCGCUCUAUUUUCUGAAUGAUAAGGAGAAGAAAUACAUCCCAUUUACAAUUGAUUUAUUCCAUGCGCUGAUGUCAGGCAACAUGAGAAUAUAAUCCAUACUUUUAUUGCCUCCGCGGGAACACCACCAUAAACGUUGUUACUAAACAUGUAGGAUCAAUCAAAACAAAAUAAACAUCUUUCAUUAUUAAAAGGAAUGGUUGCAAUGCGAUGGUUCACACAUAAGUAACACACCAGUAAGUAACACACCAGUAAGUAACACACCAGUAGGUAACACACCAGUAGGUAACACACCAGUAAGUAACACACCAGUAAGUAACACUGAUUUGGCUGAUAGUAGUGAUGUUAGGAUAUUUCGACGAAUCAACAGGUACGCUUGGUCAAAUCAUAAUUUACCAUUUUUUCAUCAGGGGUCUACUCAAAAGACUUAUCUCACUUAUGUGAUAUUCUGUACAAUACAUAUGUAGUACAUACAGUAUAUACUAUGGAUGUUCCAAUGGACAUUUUUUGUUUUCCAAUCUAAAUAAGAAAAUAUUUUGUUACCUGUUACCUGGUAUAAUUUUAAGAUGAUGUAACCAUAUCUGAGACAAUGGUAACCAUGGCAACCAUGAUAACCAACAAAACAGUGAUAUAUAAUAACAAUAAAGACAUCAUGACUGGU
Molecule: messenger RNA, 2483 nt
Organism: Doryrhamphus excisus (bluestripe pipefish)
Lineage: Eukaryota; Metazoa; Chordata; Actinopteri; Syngnathiformes; Syngnathidae
Product: long-chain fatty acid transport protein 2-like
Biological process (GO): long-chain fatty acid import into cell; long-chain fatty acid metabolic process
Cellular component (GO): endoplasmic reticulum membrane; plasma membrane
Molecular function (GO): long-chain fatty acid transmembrane transporter activity; long-chain fatty acid-CoA ligase activity
Source: RefSeq, a predicted model, not a curated record